AUGUGGGAUCAUGUCAUUCAAGCAGUGAUCGGUGGAGGGCAGAUUGCUGCGGGGGUGAUUCCCUACACGACAGUUUUGGGGAACGCACUCAAUAAGAAACAUAUUGGCUUGGCGCAAACCCCCAACCCUCACGUAACAGCGGCAACGAAGGAAUCGCAACGCCUCUCCACCACCUCGCUACUCUCAUUGCAGCCACAGCUCUAUCAGAACAACUGCGAUUAUCCCCCCCUCAAAGUCCUUCUACCGACAAUCGCCUGCACACGAAGGUCAUAUUGCGACAUCGAGCAUCCAUCUUGCCGAACCCUUGGGUGUCUCUCUAGUGGUUCUCACGAACUAAGCUUCGUGACACUCGUGACAAUGUCUAAAGCUAUGAAGCCUCCUCCAGGCCCAGGUCAUCGUGACAGCAACAGAGAUAUGUGGCGGCCCAAGACCGAAGAAUCUGAGAGAGGUAGAGAACGUCAAGACCGUUCUGUUUCAAGAGAGAGAAGACGUUCACCCCCACCGACUGCAUCAAGGAGGAGGCAUGGUGGAGAACGUGAAUCGUACAAAAGCCCCAUGAGGAGGGAGUUUGACAAGCCUCCUCAAUCAUCAUCACGGCGAGGAAGGAGUAGAAGCGUGGAAAGCCGACGUUCGACUCGUUAUGGAUCAAUGUCCUUUUCUCCAAGACGUUCUCCCCCAUCUGCUUCGAGGUCGUAUCGCAGACGUUCACCUCCGAGGACUCGACCUCCGCCAUUGCCUCCAACACGUCGGCCCUCACCACCACCUCUCUCCCCGGGAUAUCAAAGGCCAUCCUCUCGAAAACAAUCACCACCACCUCCAAACAUGGGCCCUAGAGGUGAUAGACGUCCUUUUCGUCGGCGCUCCCGCUCACGUUCACCACGUCGUGGCCCUAGUUCACCGCCACCCUUCAGGCGAGUGCGUUCACCCCAGCGUUCUCCACCACUGUUAUCGCCAAUGAACAAUGGUCGUUCUGCGACACCCCCAAUGCUCAACAGGUCUACUCGCGUGAAGCCUUCGCCACGGCCGGAGCGAUACCCUGAAGGUGACGAUCGAAAGACUAACGUAGACUUAAAUAUGACCGAUGUUUCCUCAGAUAAGCUUGAUACUCCACCACACCGAGUGGUUUCAAUACAAGAACAUGGCCCUAGUGUCAUUUCGGGACGUGAAAUAUUGGACAGUGAUUCCCGGAAAUCAAGCCCCCCUCAUGAGUCUCAUCAUCAAAAACAAGAUCAUAGUGAUACUGAUAGCAUGUCCCACCCACCACAAGCGGAAUCUAGUGCUGGACCAUACGUUAAUCCUGAUCGCCAGAGAAACAUAUUUUCUGGUGGUAGCAAUGAGUUUGGAGGUGGGAGGGGACGAGGACGGCCGCAGGAUAUGCAUCAUAAUCAAAUGCCACCCGCCCAUGAGAGCCAUGCACAGCAAAAGUAUCCUCGCCGUGGGUCUCAUGGCUCUACAUCUUUCCAUGAACAAUCUCAACACCACGGCCCAUCCCACCAACAAGGACCACCCCAUUUUCAGCCGGGAUACCGCGGACGUGGACGUGCUUACCGUGGCCGAUAUUCGCCGCCUUUUGAACAGCGGUCGUCCACAUAUGAUAGGCGCGGUUCUGAGCGUGGGCGUGGUGGUUAUCGUGGAAGGGACCAACACCCACCCUCGACGGAAAACAGCCGCCACUCGCAACCUUCAUCUCCUGGCAACGAUUCUCAUCCAUCAGCAGUUGAGAUUCGGGCCAAAGAGGAGCCCGAAGCGACCCACCAGAACCUUGAGAGUGACGAAAUUAUGAGAGAUGACCCUGGUCAUGAAAGUGAGAAGGAUCAAGGGAACACCGAUAUGGCACCGCCAACUGGCCCUGUCCCAAAGAGCCCUCCUCAGCCUCUAGAUACUCGUGCGUUUAAACGCAUUGGCGGCUCGAACGAUGUUCGCAAUGCCAUCAACCAAGAGGAGAAAACGAGUAAUGGGUUUAGGCCCUUCAGUAUCUCCCUCGGAAAAAGCAAGGUCGGCCCAAAAACUGCGAUGCUUCCGAAAGCUCUUGAGGCCACCCGAGAGAGCGCCCGUGAAACUACUCGGGAAAACCCUAGUGAGAAUGCUCGUGAGAAUAUCCGCGAGAAUGUUAGGGAGAGUGUGCGGGAAAAUAUUCGGGAGAACGUCCGCGAUAAUUUCCGGGAGAACAUCCGUGAAACAGGGCGCGAAAUCAGCCGUCAAAGCAAUCGUGAGAGUUUCCGCGACCAUUUCCGCGACAAUGGUCGACAUCCCGACCGACAUUCCGACCGGGAAAGCGGACGGGACGUUGGUCGUGGGCGAGACACUGGCCGCGAUAUUGGACGUGGUGGCCGUGAUGUCGGACGGGACAACGGUCGCUAUCUUGGCCGCGAUAUCGAUCGCAACGCUGGUCGUGAGACCGGGCGCGAAGCCUACAAUAAUAGUGGCCCGCCAACUUCUGGCUGUAAUAGCGCUCCGUUGGGGAAGAAUGCCGUAACGCUCAAGCUUGCAGCGAAGAGAGAAGCACCCGUCGUCAAUAACGGAUCUGAUAUCCCCAAGCGACAAGUUGAAGUGGUUAAAACCCCCGCUGUGGCCAAACCCAUAAUCAUUGCAAAAGAAACAUCUAUCUAUAAUAGGCUUAGUAUGGUUGGGGAGGGAACUUAUGGAAAGGUUUACAAAGCAUCAAAUAAUAUCACCAAGGAGUUAGUAGCUCUUAAACGGAUCAGAAUGGAGAGUGAAAAGGAUGGUUUCCCCAUUACUGCUGUCCGAGAGAUGAGGUUAUUGCAAGCACUCAAACAAGACAAUGUAAUAUGUCUAUUAGAGAUGAUGGUUGAGAAAAGUGAUUUCUACAUGGUUUUUGAGUACAUGGACCAUGAUCUUACUGGUAUUCUGAAUCACCCAACUUUCCGGCUAGAGCCUUGCCAUAUCAAGCACCUUGCAAAGCAAUUCUUCGAAGGCCUUGAAUAUCUUCACCAUCGCGGUGUCCUUCAUCGGGACAUAAAGGGCUCCAAUAUCCUAUUGAAUAACGAUGGGCAAUUAAAGAUUGCCGACUUUGGUCUUGCGAGGUUCUACACUAAGGCAAGUAAGAAGCAAUUAGAUUAUACCAACCGAAUUAUCACACUUUGGUAUCGCCCACCAGAGAUUCUUCUAGGCGCUACAGCCUAUGGUCCGGCCGUUGAUAUCUGGAGCGCUGGCUGCGUAUUUAUCGAACUCUUCACACGUCUGCCUGUUUUCACUGGCAAAAAUGAGAUCGAUCAAUUAGAUAUUAUUUACAACGUUAUGGGGACACCUUCAGAAAGGAUUUGGGCAGGAUUGAAGGAGACUCCCUGGUACGGACUGUUGAAAACGCCUGCAAGAAGGAGACCGAAAUUCAGAGCAAAAUACGAACCGCUUCUGCCAGAGUCUGCGCUAGAGCUUGUGACGCAGAUGCUUGAGUAUGAUCCUGAUAAAAGACCCACUGCCGAGGAUUGCCUAAAGCAUCGAUAUUUCUCAGAGGAGCCUGCUCCUGCUCCUCCACUAGGGCUCCGCGAUCUGAAAGGGGAUUGGCACGAGUACGAAUCAAAAAUUGAGCGUCGUAAAGAGCGUGAAAUUAAUGACAAGAAAAAGCGAGCUCAGCAUGAAUUGGAGAAGAAGAAAUGGAGGGAAACCCGCGAGGCAGAGAAGAGAAAACUUGCACAACAGGAAUACGAUCCUGAGAGACCACCAAUUAGCGAUUCCACUCCAACAAAUUCCUCUGUCCCAGUUAAACGGAAGCGCGACUCUUUGGAUGCGGAUGAUCUCGCAUCCGGAACCAGCUCUGCUUCCAAGAAACGGGCAGAGUGA
Molecule: messenger RNA, 3801 nt
Organism: Morchella importuna
Lineage: Eukaryota; Fungi; Ascomycota; Pezizomycetes; Pezizales; Morchellaceae
Exons: 11
Coding region: 1-3801 (1266 amino acids)
Biological process (GO): protein phosphorylation; positive regulation of transcription elongation by RNA polymerase II; transcription elongation by RNA polymerase II
Cellular component (GO): cyclin/CDK positive transcription elongation factor complex; nucleus
Molecular function (GO): cyclin binding; ATP binding; cyclin-dependent protein serine/threonine kinase activity
Source: RefSeq, a predicted model, not a curated record